Messenger RNA from Dermatophagoides pteronyssinus (European house dust mite), 1808 nucleotides. RefSeq names its product PUB and ZnF_RBZ domain-containing protein tamozhennic (gene tamo). NCBI's taxonomy places the organism in Eukaryota, Metazoa, Arthropoda, Arachnida, Sarcoptiformes, Pyroglyphidae. Gene Ontology annotation, cellular component: cytoplasm. The record is from RefSeq and is a predicted model, not a curated record.
AGUACUGUUGUUGAUUAUCGUCAAGAAUUGUUAAUUGUGAUCAAUUUUUGUUGAUGAAUGGAGAAAAAUCAUUGAGACAAACAACAACAGUAUGAACAGGAUGGAUGUUAAUCACCAACCCCAUCAUCAUCAUCAUCAUGUUAAUAAUAUUCAUAAUAACCAUGCCGUAUCGACAGCAAAUCGUCAAUAUCAUUAUGAUCCCAAUCCCCAUUUGUUAAUUUGUGCAGCUAAUCAUCAUCAGAAUGAUGGUAGAUUGUGCAACUAUGAAUCAUGUGAUUCCAAUUAUUCGCUAUUAACUGGCAAACCAACCAAUAAUAAUCAGACAGCUAUCCGAAACCUUCGUCUACGAAUGCACGAAAUUCAUUUGGCCUAUAUCAAUAAUAAUGAUGAAUAUGAUAAGAAAAUUGAAUUACGAAAACGUUUAGAAUGUUUGAUUGACGAAUAUCUAAUUGUGGUGCGACAUGAUGACAAAUUUACAUUCAGAGAAUUUCGCGAUUGUUUAGAAAUAACCUGUAAAAAAUCAAAUUUCGAUCCAGAGAAAGCUAUCGAAGCUUUUCGAUUAGUCGAGCGAUAUGCGCUCAAUCUGUUGAAUUAUCCUUGGCGUCACGAAUAUCAUAAAAUAUUUGCCUUUGGUUAUUAUCGAAUAAUAAAAUAUUCCUUAUCCGGACACUGUGAAUUGAUGCAAUUGAUUGGCUACAAUUAUGAUGCAUCCAACGAUAUUUAUGCUUUGUCGGAAAUGCCCAUCGAUCCGGAUAAAAUGAUCGCCAUUUCAUUCGAUUGUUUGGUAUCGAUUGUCGAAAUACAAAUCAUGUCGGACAUCAAAACCAAAUGUCCGGAUCAAAUGUGCUGGAAAGAUAUCUAUUGCAUUAGGUGCCAAUACGUUUGUAAUGUUCAAAGUGCCGUUCGUAUUUUUUGUGAUUUAAAACGUAACAACAAGUUGAUUGACUUGGACCUAGAUCUUGAUUUGCCCGAUUAUUCAAUGAAAACAUUCAAUAAAAUCGAACAAUGGUCGCCCACUGUGAACGGUUCCACAGUAAAACCCAAUAUUAGUAAUAAUUCAAGCAAGGAAAUUAUUUUGCCACCACCGCCUACCUAUUUGGAAAGUGAUUUGGAUACCAUUGAUUUUAUCGAUUCUGCCCAUCAUAACGAACAAACUAGUAAAAAUACAACACCAAUUAACAAUACCAAUUUCUUUCAUAAGGAUUUCAAAACCACAAACAACAUAACGGCAGCUCGGAAAAUAAUUCCUGUCAAUGUGAAGCCAAUCCAUUCGGAGCCGCAACAAAUAAUCAUUUCGAAAAAACCGAUCAUUUCUCCAUCAAACUCGUCUUCGUUUUUGUAUCAUCGUUCAGCACCGAAUGAGAAGAAAGCCACCAACCCACCAACAAGCACGAUACGAUCGAUAUCCAAAGAAAAUCUGUUGAAUAAUCACCACAAACCUUUAAUAGAAUUAUCGUCCGAGGAAAGUUGUCAUCAAUCAUCCAAUGAACAAUGUGAUGAUGGAUGGUCAUGUCAAUCUUGUACCUAUGUGAACGAUGAAUGUGUGGAAAUAUGCCAAAUGUGUCAUCGCAGCCGUACAAAGGGUAAUGAAUCAACACCAUUGAUUACUGGCGGUCGACAAUGUAAUAAAUGUACAUUAGUCAACAAUAAAAAUGAUAAGUUUUGUACGGCAUGUGGAACAUCGUUGGCUGAUUCACCGACAUACAUUUGAUUUGAUUUGACUAUUACUACUACUACUCUCGUUGCUGUGAUAAUUAAAAAAACAUUUAUGUUUAAUCCAAUUGAUUUAUUAAUAACGGAUAAUAAUG